Chlamydomonas reinhardtii is the source of this 1790-nucleotide messenger RNA. RefSeq lists its product as uncharacterized. NCBI's taxonomy places the organism in Eukaryota, Viridiplantae, Chlorophyta, Chlorophyceae, Chlamydomonadales, Chlamydomonadaceae. Bases 51 to 965 code for a protein of 304 amino acids. The record is from RefSeq and is a predicted model, not a curated record. The transcript is spliced from 7 exons. Gene Ontology annotation, molecular function: RNA binding. Gene Ontology annotation, biological process: tRNA guanine ribose methylation.
CUGGAUUCGUCGACCGCUGGGCCCAAGCAUUGUUAUCUACAGUUGAAAGCAUGGAUACGGUUGCAGAGGAAGCGUCCACGAGCUAUUCAGAAUUGGACACUGUCGGCGCGCCGGACCGUUUGCUGAGGAAAGCCGAGGGGGUUCUUAGCCGGCGCAGCGAGCGCAUUCUUUUGGUGCUGGAAAGAUGUACAGACAACCAAAACUACCUGGCCUGUCUGCGGACAGCUGAGAUUUUGGGCGUGCAGAAUGUGUGGAUCGUGCUGUCUCCGCGUGGUAUGAAGAACGAGGGCGCGCAAGACGCGUUUGACGACAAGGGCGAGAUCAGCAAGAAGCGCGGCCGCAUUGCACGAUGCAGCAGCCAGUGGCUGGACAUCAGGACUUUCCCCACCACCGCCGAGUGCGUGGCGGCACUCCGCGCGGAUGGGCGGGAGAUCUGGGCCACGGACCUGGCGCAGUCGGCCAUCCUGCUGGAGGGCACGGCCAUCCAGCUGCCGCCGCGGCUGGCUAUCGUGAUGGGGCGGGAGGCGGACGGCGUGAGCGCGGAGAUGCUGGAGGCGGCAAACAGGCGCGUGUGCCUGCCCAUGUACGGCUACAACGACUCGUUCAACCUGUCGGUGGCCACGGCCAUGGUGCUACACCACCUGUUCCUGUGCUGCCCCGAGGCGCGCGGCGACCUCACGCCGGAGCGCAAGCGCGCGCUGCGGCUGGAGUGGUACGGGCGGCUGGCGCGCACGGACGCGCAGCGGGCGGAGUUCCUGGCGCGUGUGGACGACCCGCCGCCGCCAUUUGGGGACGUGCGGCGGCCGGACGAGCACCGUACGGCCUGGGUGCCGCCCAAGAUAGCGCGCAAGGAGCAGGAGCAGGCCGCCACACUUGCGGAGCAGCGGCAGGCGCUACGAGGGGACGGCAGCGGCGAGGAUGGCGGCGCUGGGGUGCAUGAUGCGGAGGGCGGCGGCGCGAUGUAGUACCGUAGUUGGAGCUGGCGCGCUGCGGGGCGGCGUCCACGAUUCGGCUGGGCCGUAGGCAGUGUCAGGAGUCAGGGGUCCUUGGUUUAGUUUGGGCUGGUAUUUACCCCCCCCCCCCCCCUGUGACUGUAAGGCCCCUGCGGAAGACCUGGCAUGCCGCUAUGAUGCCGCUGAGGACUGUGGCAGAGGACCCAGGACCCCAUACCUCCCACUUGUCACACGAAACAUUGGUGUGCCUCCCUACCAGCGCUUUAAGAGAGGCGUAGUCGUUGGACGGCAUCCAAGCAGGGCCAACAUACAAGAACGCCCAGCGAGGACUAUGCGUGACUGUGUUGGUUCCGCGGAGCGCGUAGCCGUGGCAACGCAUAGCAGCAUUCCAGUUGAUAUUGCACUCACUGUCUUCUCAUUACUCAAGGUGCGUACACUGUUUGAAGCAGCAGGGUGUGUCAUGCUGGUGCCCGUAAAGCCGGUGGAUGGGAUGCGGAGGCCGGCAAGACUGACACUGUUAUUUACUGUAUGUGUAUUCUCAGCUAUGCCUUUGAUAUUAUGCAACUGACGCAUUUCUACGCUGGCGUGAAGUCCACCUCGGCGCUCUAACUUGUAUGAGCAACAGCUACGCGCAUUGUAUCUAUGCCUUUGAAGCUUUCAUAGAUGACGUUAAGCUAGCGUCGGACUCGUAAAUGGGGGCCAAGCUAUUGUUCGCGCUCCUGGCGGUCCUGCUUGAGCGCAGCCUGGGGCAGCCUGGGCCGCACGAGGAUGCCGACCCCAUGUCCCUUCCACCGGAGUACUUACAACCUAUCACAUAUGCUGUAAUCGGGCAGCAGA